AUGCGAUUAUUAAUUAUUCUAUCUAUACUGGUUAUUUUGUGCUCAGCUUACGAAGAUCUCUACAUUCUUAUCGAUGAAAUCAGUCUAUAUAAUUGCAGAGGAGUGAAAAAUGAAAUAAAAAUAGAAGAAGAAGAUGUAAAUAUUAUCAACGAAAAAGGAAAUAAGGUUUAUUAUAUCCAUGCUCCUGGCAACUACUCAUUGCAUUUCAAGCGGAUCAAAGUGGAGAAAGACUUCGGCUUUUUAGCCGGUGAAAUUGGCGUUACACUACAAGUGCCUAUUAUCGAAGGACCAGCUGGUAAUGACUCCUCGUGA
This is a messenger RNA of Cylicostephanus goldi, 312 nucleotides long. The record is from the annotation of a GenBank genome assembly. NCBI's taxonomy places the organism in Eukaryota, Metazoa, Nematoda, Chromadorea, Rhabditida, Strongylidae.